GUCCCACCUGUCCCGCAGAUGACCUCCUCCACCAAGGUGUACUACAGCCAGACCACGCAGACCGACAGCCGCCCGCUGAUGGGGCCGGGGCUGCGGCGGCGCCGGGUGCUGACCAAGGACGGCCGCAGCAACGUGCGCAUGGAGCACAUCUCGGACAAGCGCUUCCUGUACCUCAAGGACCUGUGGACCACCUUCAUCGACCUGCAGUGGCGCUACAAGCUGCUGCUCUUCUCCGCCACCUUCGCCGGCACCUGGUUCGCCUUCGGCGUGGUCUGGUACCUGGUGGCGGCGGCGCACGGCGACCUGCUGGAGUUCGCCCCCCCCCCCGGCUUCCGCUACAUCAGCGAGGAGUGCCCGCUGGCCAUCGUGCUGCUCAUCACCCAGCUGGUGCUCACCACCAUCCUGGAGAUCUUCAUCACCGGCACCUUCCUGGCCAAGAUCGCGCGGCCCAAGAAGCGCGCCGAGACCAUCAAGUUCAGCCAGAACGCGGUGGUGGCGCAGCACGACGGCAAGACCUGCCUGAUGAUCCGCGUGGCCAACAUGAGGAAGAGCCUCCUGAUCGGCUGCCAGGUCACCGGCAAGCUGCUGCAGACGCACCUGACCAAGGAGGGCGAGAGCGUGCGGCUCAACCAGCUCAACGUGGACUUCCAGGUGGACACGUCCUCGGACAGCCCCUUCCUCACCCUGCCGCUGACCUUCUACCACGUGGUGGACGAGGCCAGCCCGCUGCGGGACGUGUCGCUGCGCUCGGGCGACGGCGACUUCGAGCUGGUGGUCAUCCUGAGCGGCACCGUGGAGUCGACCAGCGCCACCUGCCAGGUGCGCACCUCCUACCUGCCCGAGGAGAUCCUGUGGGGCUACGAGUUCACGCCGGCCAUCUCGCUGUCGGCCAGCGGCAAGUACGUGGCGGAUUUCAGCCUCUUCGACCGCGUGGUGAAGGUGGCGGCGCCCCGCUGCCACCACGAGGCCGUGCGGUUCGGGGACCCCGAGAAGGUGAAGCUGGAGGAGUCGCUGCGGGAGGCGGAGCGGGACGGGGAGGGGGCCCCGCUGAGCGUCCGCAUCAGCAACGUCUGAGGGGGGACGCGGCGGUGACGUCGGCGCCGGGCUGGCAUCGCGGUGAGGGGUGGCACCGCAGCCGGGGGUGGCACCGGUGCCCAGGUGGCACCGGA
This is a messenger RNA of Ficedula albicollis (Collared flycatcher), 1169 nucleotides long. RefSeq names its product potassium voltage-gated channel subfamily J member 10 (gene KCNJ10). Lineage: Eukaryota; Metazoa; Chordata; Aves; Passeriformes; Muscicapidae. Gene Ontology annotation, cellular component: plasma membrane. Bases 19 to 1074 code for a protein of 351 amino acids. The record is from RefSeq and is a predicted model, not a curated record. Gene Ontology annotation, biological process: regulation of monoatomic ion transmembrane transport; potassium ion import across plasma membrane. The transcript is spliced from 2 exons. Gene Ontology annotation, molecular function: inward rectifier potassium channel activity.